Brienomyrus brachyistius is the source of this 1248-nucleotide messenger RNA. Its product is annotated as colipase-like. Gene Ontology annotation, molecular function: enzyme activator activity; lipase binding. NCBI's taxonomy places the organism in Eukaryota, Metazoa, Chordata, Actinopteri, Osteoglossiformes, Mormyridae. Gene Ontology annotation, biological process: digestion; lipid catabolic process; positive regulation of catalytic activity. The record is from RefSeq and is a predicted model, not a curated record. The transcript has 3 exons. Bases 837 to 1184 code for a protein of 115 amino acids. Gene Ontology annotation, cellular component: extracellular region.
CAGUCCUCCAUAGUAUAAAUGAAAACAAGCCAUUGCUGCCUUUGACUGUGUGACUGAUUUACAGUUUCAAAGAAAAAUGAUCUUGUUCAUAUUUUCAUGGAGUCUGUAACUAAGUGGUUAGAAGAUGGAUGAAUGUACUAUUUCCUUAAAGAACUUUAGCAUAUACUCAAAUUAAAUAGGUUUUAAAGGUUAUCUGGUGGUUUUUAUCCAUGUCUUAUGAAAUCCAUUUAUCUAUAACGAAUUAUUCGGCGCGUGGUGACAAUGACCAUGGAGCUUGUCCCCCACACUCACCAUAACACAGUAGGCAGUUUAGAGAGAACACCUCACACAGGCAACCCAAAGGAACACAGUGAAAACAUGCAAACUCCACACAAGCAGACCUGAGUGUGGAAAUCGAACCGCUAAUCCUGGAGGUAUAACACAGUGACCCGUCGCUCCAGAUCUCAUGAAGUUAAAUAUGUAAAUGCUUUCCGUUUUUCACGUCAGUGAAUUUCCAAAGGCGAUCAUCACCUUUAUUGAUUAGAACUGGAAACAUUUUGAUCUUAAACAGAGGUUUGGACCAACUAUGUAAAUUGAUUUUUAGUGUGUUAGCAGUUAAUUGGUCAAUAUAAAAUAUAAAAGAAGUUCAUUCUUUUUCCUGAGUUUGAAAAGGAUGACAUCCAUAAUCAUAAGAGAACCCUCAUGUCUUCCUGAAAAUGUGUUAACUUUGAUUCGGCUGUGAACCAGCCAGGUGUAGCAGGGUGAUAGGGCAGUUUCCGGGGGUGUGGUAUGUGUAUAUAUAUAUAUAUACGCACGUCUGUCCUCCGUGUGGCUGCAUAGCCUGGACAGAAGGCACCAUGAAGGCUGUGGCUCUGCUGGCGAUGUGCAUGCUGGCUGUGGCUCUGGCAGCCCCAGCACAGGAGAAGGGCCUGAUCCUUAAUCUGGAUAUCGGUGAGCUCUGUGUAAACAGCCUUCAGUGCAAGAGCUCCUGCUGCCACCGGAAGAAUGGGCUAAGUCUGGCUCGAUGCGCUCCGCAGGCUAAGGAGAAUCAGGAAUGCUCCCCAAAGACUCUUUAUGGCACCUACUACCACUGCACCUGUGAGAGUGGCCUCAAAUGUGACAGUGACAUCACCAUUGGAGGCUCCAUCACCAACACCAACUUUGGAUUCUGUGUUGACCCCAAUGACAAGCAGGCUGCUGACUAAGGAAGGAUGAUCAUGCAUACAGGCUGCUCUUUUGGGUGACAAUAAAGACACACUGCCCUGUGAA